CGCCAAUUCCCGGUGCGUCCUCCGCGCGUGGAAGAACGGAGCGGGCGUAACGAAGUCGGGAGUGGCGGAAGGAGCCGACCUCUAGAGACAGCUGAUGCUGAGUGGGCUGCGAGUCCGACUUCUGGCCCCUCGGGCCGUGUCCGGCUGCCUCCAUCUGUCCAGUGGCUGCGUAAAGAGGGCCGGAAUGGAGGGCCCUGUGGAAGCAACGAUAAGAGCGAAGCUGGAGCAGGCUCUGAGCCCGGAGGUGCUGGAGCUUCGCAAUGAGAGCAGUGGCCACGCUGUGCCCCCCGGGAGCGAGACCCAUUUCCGUGUGGCCGUGGUGAGCUCCCGCUUCGAAGGGCUAAGCCCUCUGCAGCGCCACCGAUUGGUCCAUGCCGCCCUGGCCGAAGAACUUGCAGGGCCCGUCCAUGCGCUGGCCAUCCAAGCUCGGACCCCUGCCCAGUGGAGAGAUAACCCCAACCUAGAUGUCAGCCCCGCCUGCCUGGGUGGGAGUAAGAGAGAUUUCCGUGGUGUCUCCUGAAACCUCGGAGAAGAGAAGAGAACACAUGUAUUCUAGAUUUGUGGGAGGAGAGAGUGACUGACCUUUACUGGGGCCUGCCCUCCCAAAAUAAAAGUGUGAUUGUGUCUGACA
Phascolarctos cinereus (koala) is the source of this 631-nucleotide messenger RNA. It is a transcript of the gene BOLA1, whose product is annotated as bolA family member 1. Lineage: Eukaryota; Metazoa; Chordata; Mammalia; Diprotodontia; Phascolarctidae. Gene Ontology annotation, cellular component: mitochondrion. The record is from RefSeq and is a predicted model, not a curated record.